CGCGAUAUUGACCGAACGAUAGGCAGUUUUCGCAAGGUCGCUUCGAGAGAACAACGUAACAACUGAGCAAGUUCAUUGUCGCCGCCAGUUCAAGUCGCAUCAUAGUACUGUCGAGUUUUUAGAGCACAACAAAGAUACCAGAAGAUGUAUGUCAAAAGCCUGUCUCUAUACGUGUUUUGCGUGAUUGUUAUCAUUGCAAAUAUAGGUGAAGGGAAGAGAUACCAUAGCCGAGGUUAUGGUCGAACUGGUCAGUACGUGACUAACACCGAACUAUCACGCAACGACUGUCGAGAUAUGGUGAGCGUUGACUACUGCAAAAAAGUAAAAGAAAUGAAAUAUUGUGGUUUGCCUUUGUACUCGUCAAGAUGCCGUUUGACUUGUGGGAUUUGUACAACUAAACGCGAAACAGUAACAAAAGCCAACAGCGUUGAUAAAGUUUGCAGAGAUGUAGGUGGCAAGAACUUCUGUAAAAAGACAUGUCGCAGACGACCUUAUGUCGCAUUUGCAAAGACUUUCUGCAAAAGAAGUUGUAAUUUCUGCAAACCAGAGUCAAAAUGCAAGGACGAGAAAAUAUGUGAAAGAUUGACAACCUUUUACAAAAUCGAUAAAUGCUCAACUUUGCCUCGUCGACUUAGGAAACGAGCAAUGAGAAGGUGCCCAAAACUUUGCGGUGUUUGCUUGCCUCCAGUACAAGAAACAUCCGAUUCCCAAGCUUCACAAGCAUUACGUACAGCGGUCGACAUCAUCGAAACACCAGCGCAACGCGGAAACACAAUUCACAAUAAUCGCAGACAACCUCAUCCACAGAUACAAAGCGUUGGAUCAAACCAAACGCCACGUCGUGGAGUAUUUUACAUGUAUACGGACUAUUUAUCGCUUUAACGCGUUCGAAGAUACUCAAAUAACAAGACUGGUUACUUGGUGAAAGGAGCAGUUGGCAGCAAAAAUUGACGGAAGUAACUCAAGGAAUGUGCAAAACACGAUGAAGGAAGCACCAGAGUAGAUUGACUAGCAUUUAUCAAAAUGUAGAGUGCGACGAAGUCGUACAACAAUACCAUUAUACACAAGUGUAAAUAGACUUUUUAUAAUUAUGUAGCUUUGUCAAACAAAUGCGAAUCACCGAUAGACACAGAAAUACAGACAUUUAAAACAGAUUCAAAUUCACUUGUGCUUGUAAAUAGCGAUGGAUUGAAGAAGAAAAACACACAUGUAACUAAUA
This is a messenger RNA of Xenia sp. Carnegie-2017, 1219 nucleotides long. RefSeq lists its product as uncharacterized. The coding region runs from base 145 to 882 and encodes 245 amino acids. Lineage: Eukaryota; Metazoa; Cnidaria; Anthozoa; Malacalcyonacea; Xeniidae. The transcript has 6 exons. The record is from RefSeq and is a predicted model, not a curated record.